AUGCGUCGCACUUGGGCCUCUUUCUGCGUUGCAGCGACCGAAUUGGUCAUACAGGCUGCCGCAGCUAGCUCCGCUGGAUGCGGCACAACCCCAGCCCUCAGCAACGGACUCAACUACAUGGACGUCAACGGGCAGCCUCGGGAAUACAUUAUUCAGGCUCCUGACAACUACGACGCCAGCACUCCUCACAAACUCGUGAUCGGGUACCACUGGCGCGACGGCACCAUGAACAAUGUCGUCGAAAACGGAUUUUACGGGCUGCAGUCCCUCGCCGGGGACACACCCACCAUCUUCAUCGCUCCCCAGGGCCUGGCAACGGCUGGGCUAACACCAACGGACCGCCGUUUCGCCACCGGCUGGAGCUGGGGCGGAGGCAUGAGCUACUCGGUGGCCUGUUCGCGAGCCGACGUCUUCCGCGCUGUUGCGGUUCUCUCUGGUGGUGAAAUCAGUGGCUGUGAUGGCGGUAGUCUCCCCAUUGCGUACUUUGGUCAGCAUGGAAUUAGCGAUAGCGUGCUGGGCGUCGAGCUCGGCCGUACAUUGCGAGACCACUAUGUUCAGGUGAAUGACUGUGAUGCCGCGACUCCUCCUGAGCCGCAGCCUGGAAGCGGGACACAUGUUGUGACUGAUUACACGGGCUGUUCUGAGGGACAUCCUGUCCAGUGGGUCGCUUUUGAUGGCGAUCACGAACCACUUCCUUCCGACGCGGGUUCGUCGGAUUCUUUUACCCCUGGUCUUAUUUGGAAGUUCUUCUCUCAGUUCUAA
This is a messenger RNA of Aspergillus nomiae NRRL 13137, 762 nucleotides long. Its product is annotated as alpha/beta hydrolase family esterase. The record is from RefSeq and is a predicted model, not a curated record. Lineage: Eukaryota; Fungi; Ascomycota; Eurotiomycetes; Eurotiales; Aspergillaceae. Gene Ontology annotation, molecular function: feruloyl esterase activity. Bases 1 to 762 code for a protein of 253 amino acids. The transcript is spliced from 2 exons.